Molecule: messenger RNA, 3154 nt
Organism: Condylura cristata (star-nosed mole)
Lineage: Eukaryota; Metazoa; Chordata; Mammalia; Eulipotyphla; Talpidae
Gene: EEF2
Product: eukaryotic translation elongation factor 2
Exons: 15
Coding region: 101-2677 (858 amino acids)
Biological process (GO): translational elongation
Cellular component (GO): cytosol; ribonucleoprotein complex
Molecular function (GO): GTP binding; ribosome binding; translation elongation factor activity
Source: RefSeq, a predicted model, not a curated record
GUGUUGACGUCAGCGUUCUCUUCCGCCGUCGUCGCCGCCAUCCUCGGCGCGACUAACCUCAUUUGGAUCUGCCUGUGAGAAUCCACCGCCAUCCACCACCAUGGUGAACUUCACAGUAGACCAGAUCCGGGCCAUCAUGGACAAGAAGGCCAACAUCCGGAACAUGUCCGUCAUAGCCCAUGUGGACCACGGCAAGUCCACACUGACCGACUCCCUGGUGUGCAAGGCUGGCAUCAUUGCCUCUGCCCGGGCUGGGGAAACUCGCUUCACUGACACCCGGAAGGAUGAACAGGAGCGUUGCAUCACCAUCAAGUCAACGGCUAUUUCUCUCUUCUAUGAGCUUUCGGAGAAUGAUUUGAAUUUCAUCAAGCAGAGCAAGGAUGGCUCUGGCUUCCUCAUCAACCUGAUAGAUUCCCCUGGGCACGUGGACUUCUCCUCAGAGGUGACAGCUGCCCUCCGAGUCACCGAUGGCGCCUUGGUCGUGGUGGACUGCGUGUCCGGUGUGUGUGUGCAGACAGAGACCGUACUGCGACAGGCCAUUGCUGAGCGCAUCAAGCCUGUGCUCAUGAUGAACAAGAUGGACCGAGCCCUGCUUGAGCUGCAGUUGGAGCCUGAGGAGCUCUACCAGACCUUCCAGCGCAUCGUGGAAAACGUCAAUGUCAUCAUCUCCACCUAUGGGGAGGGGGAGAGUGGCCCCAUGGGCAACAUCAUGAUUGACCCAGUUCUCGGUACUGUUGGCUUCGGGUCAGGUCUGCAUGGUUGGGCCUUUACCCUAAAGCAGUUUGCAGAAAUGUAUGUGGCCAAGUUUGCUGCCAAGGGUGAGGGCCAGUUGGGGCCCGCUGAGCGGGCCAAGAAAGUAGAGGACAUGAUGAAGAAGCUGUGGGGUGACCGGUACUUUGAUCCAGCCAAUGGCAAGUUCAGCAAGUCUGCCACCAGUCCUGAUGGCAAGAAGCUGCCCCGCACAUUUUGUCAGCUCAUCCUGGACCCCAUCUUCAAGGUGUUUGAUGCAAUCAUGAACUUCAAGAAAGAGGAGACUGCAAAACUGAUAGAAAAGCUGGACAUCAAGCUGGACAGUGAAGACAAGGAUAAAGAAGGCAAGCCGCUGCUGAAGGCUGUAAUGCGCCGCUGGCUGCCCGCUGGGGAUGCUCUGCUUCAGAUGAUCACUAUCCACCUACCCUCCCCCGUGACGGCCCAGAAGUACCGCUGCGAGCUCCUGUAUGAGGGGCCUCCAGAUGAUGAGGCUGCCAUGGGGAUUAAAAGCUGUGACCCCAAAGGGCCACUCAUGAUGUACAUUUCCAAAAUGGUGCCAACCUCUGACAAAGGCAGGUUCUAUGCCUUUGGCCGAGUCUUUUCAGGGCUGGUGUCCACUGGCCUGAAGGUCAGGAUCAUGGGACCCAACUACACACCUGGGAAGAAAGAGGACCUGUACCUGAAGCCGAUCCAGAGAACGAUCCUGAUGAUGGGCCGCUAUGUGGAGCCCAUUGAGGACGUGCCUUGUGGGAACAUUGUGGGCUUGGUGGGCGUAGACCAGUUCCUGGUGAAGACGGGCACCAUCACUACCUUUGAGCAUGCCCACAACAUGCGAGUGAUGAAGUUCAGUGUCAGCCCUGUCGUCAGAGUAGCCGUGGAAGCCAAGAACCCGGCUGACCUGCCAAAGCUGGUGGAGGGUCUGAAGCGGCUGGCUAAGUCAGACCCUAUGGUGCAGUGCAUCAUUGAGGAGUCUGGGGAGCACAUCAUUGCAGGAGCUGGCGAGCUGCACCUGGAGAUCUGCCUGAAGGACCUGGAGGAGGACCACGCCUGCAUUCCCAUCAAGAAAUCUGACCCAGUGGUCUCGUACCGUGAGACCGUCAGCGAGGAGUCUGAUGUGCUCUGCCUGUCCAAGUCUCCCAACAAACACAAUCGGCUGUAUAUGAAGGCCCGACCCUUCCCCGAUGGCCUGGCUGAGGACAUUGACAAGGGCGAAGUGUCUGCCCGCCAGGAGCUCAAGCAGCGGGCUCGCUACCUAGCUGAGAAGUAUGAGUGGGAUGUGGCUGAGGCCCGCAAGAUCUGGUGCUUUGGACCUGACGGCACUGGCCCCAACAUCCUCACUGACAUCACCAAAGGUGUGCAGUACCUCAAUGAGAUCAAGGACAGCGUGGUCGCCGGCUUCCAGUGGGCCACAAAGGAGGGGGCACUGUGCGAGGAGAACAUGCGGGGUGUGCGCUUUGACGUCCAUGAUGUGACCCUGCAUGCUGACGCCAUCCACCGCGGAGGUGGCCAGAUCAUCCCCACAGCCCGGCGCUGCCUCUACGCCAGCGUGCUGACUGCCCAGCCCCGGCUUAUGGAGCCUAUCUACCUAGUGGAGAUCCAGUGUCCAGAACAAGUGGUUGGCGGUAUUUACGGUGUCCUGAACAGAAAGCGUGGCCACGUCUUCGAGGAAUCCCAGGUGGCUGGAACUCCCAUGUUUGUCGUGAAAGCUUAUCUGCCUGUCAACGAGUCCUUUGGAUUCACUGCUGACCUGAGGUCCAACACAGGUGGCCAGGCCUUCCCCCAGUGUGUGUUUGACCACUGGCAGAUCUUGCCUGGAGACCCCUUCGACAACACUAGCCGCCCCAGCCAGGUGGUGGCGGAGACUCGCAAGCGCAAAGGCCUGAAGGAGGGCAUCCCCGCCCUGGACAACUUCCUGGACAAAUUGUAGGCGACCUGCCCCGGGGACUUGGCACAGCCCCACACCCAGCCGAUGUUCAACCACGCAACAAGCCCUUGCAUUCUCAUGACACCUUGGGACUGUCCUGCCUGGCAGGUUCUGGAGCUGCUCCGUGCCAUCGCUCAACGUGAACACUUGAUGCCAUUUCUUUCGAUAUUUAUUUCAGGAUUUCAGAGGCAACAAAUGCCCUCAUGGUAGGGACUCAAUUUGGCUGGUGGUGGGGAGGCAGGUGGGACACCCAACCAACACUUUUUUUUUUCCUUCAUCAGAGAGAAACCUGUUCACAAAAUUAAAAUAAAUGCAUUAAGAGGUUUAUUUGGGUAAUGGCCUGGAGUGGAUUUCCCCAGAAUGGGGGUGCUUCUUUUUGGACAGAAACUAGAAGGCAGGAAACUGUGUGUGGUGUCAGCCAUGAGCACCUCCAGCUGUAUUAGUGCCAUUGGAAUAAUAAAUUUGACAUGGUGGUGACCA